AUGAUUCGGUUCGAACUUUUGGCUGCUCUUUGUUCGUUCUAUCAAGGGACAGUUAAUCAAACCGUCGCUGAUCUUGGUAUGAAUCAGUUCGUUACCAUUCAACUCCUUACAGAAGAUGAAGUUCGAUCACAAGUCAAUGAAAUGGUUACACUUACUCAAAAUAACUUGCAUGUUCAACUGGCUUCGGCUCUGACUUUUCUUCGAACGACAACUGAAUCAAAUACUUUAUUUUCGGCUUCUCUCGAUACAUAUCAAGUUCAAGUCCGAGCAGCCACAGUUAAUUUUUAUGGGCCAACUGCUGGUAGACCCUGGUCUCAAACUAAGUGUACUCUAGAAAAGACGGGGGUCAUGGCAGCUAUCUUAUACCCUUUUCCAGCCGCUGAUAUUGAUAUCGAUCAUCUAGGCCGAUACAAUUUUGACUAUUUUUAUGCUAUCAAUGGUCCAUUUGGUAGCUAUAUUACUGUCAACGGAUUCACUGGAGGACUUUUACCAAUGGAGAGCCUUCUUAUUAGUACACUCGAUUGUUUAUACGAUGUCGAAUGUCUUCAACUAUUUGUAAAAAGCUUCCCAGCUUUGAAUAAAGUUUGUAUGAUACAGUAUUAUUCACCUUAA
Molecule: messenger RNA, 612 nt
Organism: Adineta steineri
Lineage: Eukaryota; Metazoa; Rotifera; Eurotatoria; Adinetida; Adinetidae
Source: the annotation of a GenBank genome assembly